AUUUUUUUGUUGCUCUUUUACAUGGAAGUUCUAUUAUGCAUCUGGAUUAGUUACUGUCUAUAUGUGAGAAGGAAAUGUUUAUUUGGAGAAGGAAAUGGCAACCCACUCCAGUAUUCUUGCCUGGGAAAUCCCAUGGACAGAGGAGCCUGGCAGGCUACAGUCCAUGGGGUCUCAAAGAGUCAGACACAUCUUAGCAACCAAACAACAAAAUAUGUGAGAAAGCUAUUAAUUUUUAUGUAUUAUUUGCAUGGCAAAAUGGUUUGAUAAGAAGGCAUUUAAUUUUUGCUUGUGUGAAUAUCAUUUACAUGGUAUGUGACCUGAGGAGAGUCCAGUAUCUUUUCUGCAUUAAUUCCAUUAUUUGUAAAAAAAAAAAAAAAAUUUUUUUUAAGGUUAAGAAGAUAUUUCUUCAUUCUUUUUAGUAGUCAAUGAAAUAAUACAUAUUAGGCAGUUAGAACAGUCCGGUUCAAAAUAAACUCCCAGUAAAGAUCAUUUAUUAUUGUAUCUAGUAGUUUUUCAGCUGAUCUAGGGCACUGCUCGCUUUUCAAUCCAGUAGAUAUCACUGAUGGUUAGCAACUGGUUUUCCUGUGGCACUCUUGGCAAUUUUCAAAUUCUCUCUGGAUCGACUAGGUGGACUUUUAAACAUAACCACCGAUAUUUUGACUCUACCCCCUAAAAGGCCCAGUAAUCACUUCAGAAGGGAAUGAGUCUACCAGAAACCCCACUUUGAGAAACGGUUUUACCUGACCCUGGACUGCGAGUAUAGCUGCCCUCAUUUCACUCAAGUGAGAGAACCAAGUCUGCCCCUGCUCAGAAACCAGAGUCCCUUUCAGCUGAGCCUAAGAGAGAACAAGGGAAAUGUAGACAUGUCUCAAAGAUACCUGUAGAAUGACGGUUCUCAGUCAGGGGCAGGGGCUAUGUUACAAUGUCUAGAGACAUCUGUGAUUGUCGAGGGGCAGUGUGGCUGGCAUCUCGUGGGCUGAGGUCAGGGUUGCUGCUCUGCAUCUUAAAAUGCCACAAAGAUGUAGCUCACCAGAAAUGGCAGGAGUGCGCCAGUUGAGAAACUUCUAGAAAAAAACAUCAGCCAGCCAAGUUGCUUGAAUUUAGACAUGAGGUUGCCCUGACUGUGGUGGUAGAAAUAAAAGGAACCUGCUGCUUCUGCAAACCUCAUGUCUGUGAUGGCAUAAAUAGUCACACUCCUCCCCCUACCCCUUAACCAGUCUUUGCACUUAGAAGGUUCACGACUGGCAGCCUGGAGUCUCCAUGACUUAGUUGAUGCUACUGGGUCCAUCUCAGGCUGAUCUUGACACCUCUCAUGUUCUGCUCUCUUCAACCAGACUUCUCUGUUUCAUUUUGGAAGAAGACUGAAAAUGGUGUUUCCAAUGUGGACAUUGAAGAGACAGUUUCCUAUCCUUUUUAACAUGAUCCUAAUUUCUGAACUCCUUGGGGCUAGAUGGUUUCCUAAAACUCUGCCCUGUGAUGUCACUCUGGAUGCCCCAAAUGCCCAUGUGAUUGUGGACUGCACAGACAAGCAUUUGACAGAAAUUCCUGGAGGUAUUCCUGCCAAUGCCACCAACCUUACCCUCACCAUUAACCACAUAGCAGGCAUCUCUCCAGCCUCCUUCCACCGGCUGGACCAUCUGGUGGAGAUCGAUUUCAGAUGCAACUGCAUACCUGUUCGACUGGGGCCAAAAGACAACGUGUGCACCAAAAGGCUACAGAUUAAACCCAACAGCUUUAGCAAACUCACGUAUUUAAAAUCUCUUUACCUGGAUGGAAACCAGCUUCUAGAAAUACCUCAGGAUCUUCCUCCCAGCUUACAGCUGCUGAGUCUGGAGGCCAACAACAUCUUUUUGAUCAUGAAGGAGAAUCUAACAGAACUGGCCAACCUAGAAAUACUCUACCUGGGCCAAAACUGUUACUAUCGUAACCCUUGUAAUGUUUCAUUUACUAUCGAAAAAGAUGCUUUCCUAAAUAUGAGAAAUUUAAAAUUGCUCUCCCUAAAAGAUAACAAUAUCUCAGCUGUCCCCACUGUUUUGCCAUCUAGUUUGACAGAACUCUAUCUUUACAAUAACAUCAUUACAAAAAUCCAAGAAGAUGAUUUUAAUAACCUCAGUCAACUACAAGUUCUUGAUCUGAGUGGAAAUUGCCCUCGUUGUUAUAAUGUUCCAUUUCCUUGCACACCCUGUGAAAAUAAUUCUCCCCUACAGAUUGAUCCAAAUGCUUUUGAUGCAUUGACAGAAUUGCAAGUCUUACGUCUACACAGUAACUCUCUACAGCACGUGCCCCAAAGAUGGUUUAAAAACAUUAACAAACUUAAAGAACUAGAUCUUUCCCAAAACUUCUUGGCCAAAGAAAUUGGGGAUGCCAAAUUUUUACAUCUUCUUCAUAACCUUGUCAACUUGGAUCUGUCUUUCAAUUAUGAUCUUCAGGUCUACCAUGCAGUUAUAAAUCUAUCAGAUGCAUUUUCUUCACUGAAAAAAUUGAAAGUUUUGCGAAUCAAAGGCUAUGUCUUUAAAGAGCUGAAUAGUUUAAACCUCUUCCCAUUACAUAAUCUUCCCAAUCUUGAAGUUCUUGAUCUUGGCACUAACUUUAUAAAAAUUGCUAACCUCAGCAUUUUUAACCAAUUUAAAACAUUGAAAUUCAUAGAUCUUUCAGUGAAUAAAAUAUCACCUUCGGGAGAUUCACCUGAAGGUGGUUUCUGCUCUAACAUGAGAACUUCUGUAGCAGGCCAUGGGCCUCAGGUCCUUGAAACAUUGCAUUAUUUCAGAUAUGAUGAGUAUGCAAGGAGUUGCCGGUCCAAGAGCAAAGAGCCUCCUUCUUUCUUACCUCUUAAUGAAGAUUGUUAUAUGUAUGGGCAGACCUUGGACCUUAGUAGAAAUAAUAUAUUUUUUAUCAAGCCUUCUGAUUUCCAGCAUCUUUCUUUCCUCAAAUGCCUAAACUUAUCAGGAAAUAGCAUUAGCCAGACGCUCAAUGGAAGUGAAUUUCAGCCUUUAGUGGAGUUGAAAUAUUUGGACUUCUCUAACAAUCGGCUUGAUUUACUCUACUCAACUGCAUUUGAGGAGCUACACAACCUGGAAGUCCUAGAUAUAAGUAGUAACAGCCAUUAUUUUCAAUCAGAAGGAAUUACUCACAUGCUAAAUUUUACCAAGAACCUCAAGGUUCUGAAGAAACUGAUGAUGAACUAUAAUGAUAUUGCUACCUCCACCAGCAGGACCAUGGAGAGUGAAUCUCUUCAAAUCCUGGAGUUCAGAGGCAACCAUUUGGAUAUUUUAUGGAGAGAUGGUGAUAACAGAUACUUAAAAUUCUUUAAGAAUCUGCUAAACUUAGAAGAGCUAGACAUCUCUGAAAAUUCUCUGAGUUUCUUACCUUUGGGAGUUUUUGAUAGUAUGCCUCCAAAUCUAAAGACUCUCUCCUUAGCCAAAAAUGGGCUCAAGUCUUUCAGUUGGGAAAAACUACAGAGUCUGAAGAAUCUAGAAACUUUGGACCUCAGCUUCAACCAGCUGAAGACUGUCCCUGAGAGAUUAUCCAACUGUUCCCGCAGCCUCAAGAAACUCAUACUUAAGAAUAAUCAAAUCAGGUGCCUGACGAAGUAUUUUCUCCAAGGUGCUUUCCAGUUGCGACAUCUGGACCUCAGUUCAAAUAAAAUUCAGGUUAUCCAAAAGACGAGUUUUCCAGAAAACGUCCUCAACAAUCUGAACAUUUUGUUUUUGCAUCACAAUCGAUUUCUGUGCAACUGUGAUGCUGUGUGGUUUGUCUGGUGGGUUAACCAUACUGAGGUGACUAUUCCUUACUUGGCCACAGAUGUGACUUGCAUGGGACCAGGAGCACACAAGGGCCAGAGUGUAGUCUCUCUGGAUCUAUAUACCUGUGAGUUAGAUCUGACUAACUUCAUCCUGCUCUCACUUUCCAUAUCAGCAGUUCUCUCUCUGAUGAUGAUCACAACAGCAAACCAUCUCUAUUUCUGGGAUGUGUGGUAUAGUUAUCAUUUCUGUAAAGCCAAAAUAAAAGGGUAUCGACGUCUGAUAUCACCCAAUUCUUGCUAUGAUGCUUUCAUUGUAUAUGACACUAAAGACCCAGCAGUGACAGAGUGGGUUUUGGACGAGCUGGUGGCCAAAUUGGAAGACCCGAGAGAGAAGUGUUUUAAUUUAUGUCUUGAGGAAAGGGACUGGUUACCAGGGCAGCCUGUUCUGGAAAAUCUUUCCCAGAGCAUACAGCUUAGCAAAAAGACAGUGUUUGUGAUGACAGACAAGUACGCAAAGACUGAAAAUUUUAAGAUAGCAUUUUACUUAUCCCAUCAGAGGCUCAUGGAUGAAAAAGUGGAUGUAAUCAUCUUGAUAUUCCUUGAGAAGCCCCUUCAGAAGUCCAAGUUUCUCCAACUCCGGAAGAGGCUCUGUGGCAGUUCUGUCCUUGAGUGGCCAACAAACCCACAGGCUCACCCGUAUUUCUGGCAGUGUCUGAAAAACGCUCUGGCCACAGACAAUCACGUGACCUACAGUCAGGUGUUCAAAGAGACGGCCUAGCCCUUCUUUGCCGAAUGUGACUGCUACCAAGGAGAAGCGUGGCUGCCUUGAUCGGCUCACCCAUGUGUUGCCAGAAGAGCAUUUUAAGAUUCUUCAAGCCCUGGGAUUGCCCAUAUUGGAGAGGAGUCAUCAAUACAUGACAAAGGAAGUGGAAAAAUGGGAUUUAUAUAAGCAUCAAGUCAUCUUUCUCAGCUCUCUCUGUCUCCAUUUGCACUUGAGUCUUUGUCUUCUGCCCUUGCAUAAAAUACUGUUGGGAGAAGAGUGGCAAGUAGAGGAUGUGGGACUUUGAUUCUCAUGUAAUUGUGAUUAUUUCACAUACACACAGUCACCAAGAACUGCACUUCUACCCUUAAGAGGCACUGGUAUGUAUAGAAACAGGGUUAAAAAAAGGCUCAGAGCUGCUUAUAUGGCAUUAAAAUGUACCAGUUAAUUAGUGGUAAAAAUAAAGACACAGUUAACUCUUCAGCCAAUUGACUCAACCAUCUAGUGCCCCGUUCUGUGCAGACCAAGUGUUGGCCCCCAGCAGGUGGUUGCAGCUCAAGUGCUCCUUGCUCUUUCUCUCCUGGGCCUGUUAUUGGGUUCUUUGGGGAAACAGAAACAUCUUUGUCAUCAAUGGACAUAGUCUACUUACAAGUGGGAGAAGAAUAAAGCGCUCUGUAUGCGAAGUCAUGCUCUUUACUUUUGAUGAUAAUUUACCUGCUUAAAUAUGGCUCUGGACUAAAUGUUUCUCUCCCCCCAGGUUCGUACGUUGAAACCCUAAUAUCCCAAUGUGAUGGUGUUGGGAGGUGGGGUUUUUAAGAACUGGUUAGGUCAUGAGACUGGAGCCCUCGUGAUGGGAUUACUGCCUUAGAGGAAGCAGUCAGGGGACUAACUUGCUGUGUUCCCACUGUGUGAGGGUAUGGAGAGAGGCUGCCAGUCUAUAACACAGAAGAGGACCCUCAGCAGAACCAGAUCACGUUGGCAUUCUGAUCUCCUCCAGACUGGCUUCCAUGCUUCAGACUUGUUAGAAAUAAAUGUUUGUUCUUUAA
Bubalus bubalis (water buffalo) is the source of this 5548-nucleotide messenger RNA. RefSeq names its product toll like receptor 7 (gene TLR7). Gene Ontology annotation, cellular component: plasma membrane. Lineage: Eukaryota; Metazoa; Chordata; Mammalia; Artiodactyla; Bovidae. The transcript has 3 exons. The record is from RefSeq and is a predicted model, not a curated record. Gene Ontology annotation, biological process: positive regulation of interleukin-6 production; canonical NF-kappaB signal transduction; defense response to virus. Gene Ontology annotation, molecular function: pattern recognition receptor activity; protein binding. The coding region runs from base 1368 to 4520 and encodes 1050 amino acids.